Messenger RNA from Rattus rattus (black rat), 4462 nucleotides. RefSeq names its product MYB binding protein 1a (gene Mybbp1a). Gene Ontology annotation, cellular component: nucleolus. Bases 348 to 4382 code for a protein of 1344 amino acids. The record is from RefSeq and is a predicted model, not a curated record. NCBI's taxonomy places the organism in Eukaryota, Metazoa, Chordata, Mammalia, Rodentia, Muridae. Gene Ontology annotation, molecular function: transcription factor binding; RNA binding; sequence-specific DNA binding. Gene Ontology annotation, biological process: regulation of DNA-templated transcription. The transcript is spliced from 26 exons.
AAAGGAAGAGAAGCCACGGCUUUAUUCCGCUGAACACAGUAGAAGCAGAACAGCAGUCGCACCGGUGUCUCUGAAAGGAUCGCGAGCAGACCCGGGUCUGGGAAGAGAUCUUAUUACGGCGGUCUACAGAAACUCCGCCAGCGUAAAGGAUGAGACCAAAGCUGCAGUUUCUACACACGUGUGCGAGCACAGGUCUCUGCUCCACCCACAGCCACACCGAAAAGGCGAGACCGGCUGGGAUCCACGCCUAACCUGCUAGGCCCCGCCCCCACUCGGACUCCCAGUGCGCAGGCGCCGAGGCCUGACCUGGAAGAGACUGUCUUUCGAGCCCACGUGUUUGGUUCAGCAUGGCGGAGAUGAAGAGCCCUACGAAAGCUGAGCCUGCGUCUCCCGCAGAAGCGCCGCAAGGCGACCGCCGCAGCCUGUUGGAGCACAGUCGCGAGUUCUUGGACUUCUUCUGGGACAUCGCGAAGCCGGAUCAGGAAACGCGGCUCCGGGCCACGGAGAAGUUGUUGGAGUACUUGCGCACAAGGCCGAGUGAUUCGGAGAUGAAAUAUGCCCUGAAGCGCCUAAUCACUGGGCUUGGGGUGGGCCGAGAAGCUGCUAGGCCCUGCUACAGUCUGGCGCUAGCACAGCUGUUGCAGUCUUUUGAAGACAUCCAGUUGUGUGACAUCCUGGGACAGAUACAAGAAAAAUACAAUCUACAAGCAAUGAACAAGGCAAUGAUGAGACCCACUCUCUUUGCAAACCUGUUUGGAGUGCUUGCCCUCUUUCAGUCAGGACGCCUAGUGAAGGAUAAAGAAGCCCUGAUGAAGUGCGUGAGAUUGCUGAAGAUAUUGUCCCAUCACUACAACCACUUACAGGGGCAGCCAGUAAAGGCUUUGGUGGACAUCCUCUCCGAGGUCCCAGAGUCCAUGUUCCAGGAGAUCCUGCCAAAGGUCCUCAAGGGGGACAUGAAAGUGAUCCUCAGCUCUCCCAAGUACUUGGAGCUCUUCCUCUUGGCUCGGCAGAGGGUGCCAGCAGAGCUCGAGUCACUGGUUGGCUCAGUUGAUCUGUUCUCAGAAGACAACAUUCCCAGUCUGGUGAAUAUACUGAAGGCGGCGGCCAACUCUGUAAAGAAGGAGCAGAAGCUGCCUGAUGUGGCUCUGAACCUGCUCCGCCUGGCACUUAAGGAGAACAAAUUUGAACGGUUCUGGAAGGAGGUUUUGGAGGAGGGGCUGCUGAAGAAGCCAUCCUUUACGUCCAGCUACAUGUGUUUCCGCCUACUGGGUGCAUCUCUGCCGCUUCUGUCAGAUGAGCAGUUGCAGUUGGUGAUGCGAGGAGACUUGAUCCGCCAUUUUGGGGAGCACAUGGUCGUUUCUAAGUCCCAAAACCCGUUAAGGUUCAUUCCAGAGAUAAGUGCAUAUGUGAGUACCUUCCUCGAGGGGUGCCAGGACGAUCCCAAGCGGCAAUUCACUGUGAUGGUGGCCUUCACGGCCAUCACCAAUCAAGGUCUCCCUGUCAUGCCUACCUUCUGGCGUGUCACACGGUUCUUGAAUACUGAAGCCCUGCAGAGCUACGUGACCUGGCUGCGGGACAUGUUCCUGCAGCCUGACCUGGACUCCUUGGUUGACUUCAGCACUGCCAACCAGAAGAGAGUUCAGGACGCCUCCUUGAAUGUGCCUGAGCGAACCGUAUUCCGGCUCCGGAAGUGGAUCAUCCACCGCCUGGUCAGCCUUGUGGAUCAUCUGCACCUGGAGAAGGAUGAAGCUGUGGUCGAGCAAAUAGCCAGGUUUUGCUUGUUCCAUGCCUUCUUUAAGACAAAGAAAGCUACUCCCCAGAUCCCAGAGACAAAGCAGCACUUCUCCUUCCCCUUGGAGGACGGCAACCGUGGGGUCAUUGUCAGUGCCUUCUUCAGCCUACUGCAGACCCUCAGUGUGAAGUUCAGACAGACACCAGACCUGGCGGCUGAAAAUGGGAAGCCCUGGACUUACCGCCUGGUGCAGCUGGCAGAUAUGCUGUUGAAGCAUAACCGCAACGUAGCCAAUGUGACACCCUUGACAGCACAGCAGCGUCAGGCCUGGGACCAGAUGAUGAGUACGCUGAAGGAACUGGAGGCCCAGUCCUCAGAGACCCGGGCCAUUGCCUUCCAGCACCUGCUGCUUCUGGUGGGCCUCCACCUCUUCAAGUCCCCUGCAGAAAGCUGUGAUGUCCUAGGAGACAUUCAGACUUGCAUCAAGAAAAGCAUGGAGCAGAAUCUGCGCCGAUCACGCUCUAGAGCCAAAGCCUCCCAGGAGCCAGUGUGGGUGGAGGUGAUGGUGGAGAUCUUGCUGUCCUUGCUGGCUCAACCCAGUAACCUGAUGCGCCAGGUGGUCCGGAGUGUUUUUGGUCAUGUCUGUUCCCACCUGACUCCACGUGGGCUGCAGCUAAUCCUGGCUGUGCUCAACCCUGAGACAAAUGAGGAUGAGGAGGACAACGUGGUGGUCACUGACACUGAUGAGAAGCAGCUGAAACAUGGAGAGGACGCAGACUCAGACAGUGAGGAGAGUAAGAACUCAGAGAGUGACGUGGAUAGUGAGGAUGGGGAAGAAAGUGAAGAGGAGGACCGUGAUAAGGAUGUGGACCCAGGCUUCCGACAACAGCUGAUGGAAGUGUUGCAAGCUGGGAAUGCACUGGGUGGAGAGGAAGAGGAGGAGGAAGAGCUUGGGGAUGAGGCCAUGAUGGCCCUGGACCAGAACCUGGCCAGCCUAUUUGCAGAGCAGAAGAUGCGUAUCCAGGCCCGGCAUGAGGAGAAAAACAAGCUGCAGAAGGAGAGGCAGCUCCGACGGGACUUCCAGAUCAGGGCACUGGACCUGAUUGAGGUGCUGGUGACCAAGCAGCCUGAGCACCCCCUGAUCCUGGAACUUCUUGAGCCACUGCUAAACAUCAUCCAGCGCAGCAUGCGCAGCAGAGGCUCCACCAAGCAGGAGCAGGACCUCCUGCACAAGACCGCCCGCAUCUUCAUGCAUCAUCUUUGUCGUGCCCGCCACUACUGCCACGAGGUGGAGCCCGGCGCAGAGGCUCUGCAUGCCCAGGUGGAGAGGCUUGUGCAGCAGGCUGGCAACCAGGCCGACGCCUCUGUUGCCCUUUACUAUUUCAAUGCCUCUCUGUACCUGCUGCGAGUCCUCAAGGGCAACACCACUAAGAGGUACCAAGACGGUCAGAAGUUAGAGGGAGCAAACAUCAAGUCUGAACCCAAGGACUCAGAGGUCCAGACUACCAGUUGCUUGGACUUGGACUUUGUGACCCGGGUGUAUUCAGCGUCAUUGGAAUCUCUUCUGACCAAGCGUAACAGCCCACUCACCAUCCCCAUGUUCCUCGACCUCUUCUCCCGAUACCCAGUGAUCUGUAAGAACUUGCUUCCCAUCGUGGUCCAGCAUGUGGCUGGCUCAUCUCGGCCCCGCCAUCAGGCCCAGGCAUGCCUGCUGCUCCAGAAGGCCCUGUCUGCACGGGAGCUGAGAGUGUGUUUUGAGGAUCCUGAGUGGGAGCAGCUGAUUAGCCAGGUCUUGGGAAAGACCACCCAGACCCUGCAGACUCUUGGGGAAGCACAGAGCAAAGGGGAGCACCAGAGGGAGCUAUCCAUCUUGGAGCUGCUGAACACUGUCUUCAGGAUAGUCAAUCACGAGAAGCUGUCUGUGGACCUCACUGCUUUCUUGGGCAUGCUUCAAGGCAAGCAGCAGAAGCUGCAGCAAAACCUGCAGCAGGGGAAUCACUCGUCUGGCUCCAGUCGCCUCUACGAUCUCUACUGGCAGGCCAUGAACUUGCUUGGAGUGCAGCGUCCAAAGUCAGAAAAGAAGAAUGCAAAGGAUAUUCCUAGUGACAGCCAGAGCCCCAUUAGCACAAAGCGGAAGAAAAAGGGAUUCUUGCCAGAGACCAAGAAGCGAAAGAAACUUAAAUCUGAGGGUACCACACCAGAAAAGAAGGCUGCAUCACAGCAGGAUGCAGUGACAGAGGGUGCCAUGCCUGCUGCCACUGAUAAAGACCAGCCCCCCAGCACAGGCAAGAAAAGAAGGAAGAGAGUGAAGGCUAACACCCCAUCCCAGGUGAAUGGAGUAACUGUGGCCAAGAGUCCGGCUCCCAAUAACCCCACCCUGAGUCCCAGCACCCCUGCCAAGACCCCAAAAGUGCAGAAGAAAAAAGAGAAGCUGUCACAGGUGAAUGGAGCCACUCCUGUGUCCCCCGUAGAGCCUGAAAGCAAAAAGCAUCAGAAGGCUCUCAGCACAAAGGAGGUCAAAAGAAGGUCCUCCCAGUCUGCCCUGCCAAAGAAAAGAGCAAGGCUGUCUCUGGUGAGCAGGAGCCCCAGCCUGUUACAGAGUGGGAUCAGGAAAAGGAGAGUGGCCAGGAGGAGAGUCCAGACACCUUGAGUGCUAUGAUGUCCCCUCCUGUCAGCAGCCCUAGAGACUCCUAUUUUUUCACCAAUAUUUUAAUAAACAAGCCAUGAUCU